AUGGACACAUCGUAUUUGUAUAACAAGUUUUUACUUCUUACACUGGUAUUACAUGUAACUUAUUCAGACACCAUAUUAGAUAGGUUGCAGAAACUGGAACAAUAUUCAACUUCUCAAAACGAAAAGAUAUCUUCACUGGAAAAUGUCAUCACACACCUAGAAAAUACCGUCAGACAUCUUGAUAAUGAAAACAGUGAAUUACGAUCUGUCCAAACCAUAUUAACGCCACUGUUAUCUAGAAGAAGAGCACACCAGGACCAGUUAAAUGUGAAAGAUGCACGUAGACUCUUGCUAGAUGGACCAUCAAAUGGACAGUAUGCUUUCUAUGCGUUUAUGUCACGUGACGAACCAGAACCUGGAGGACACCAUCUUCUCGUAUAUGACAAUGUCGUGACUAAUGUAGGAAAUGCAUUUAACAAUUUUACUGGUAUAUUCACAGUUCCUCGUUCAGGUAUCUACUCUUUUACCUGGUCCACUAGAGUCGCAUGUCACAAGGCACACACAACUGAAUUAGUUAUCAACACGAGGAUUCUUGGCAGUACAUACGUUUAUUGUGGCUACAAUACCGUGACUGGACAUGUUGUCACCUCUGCUUCCCAAGGCGAAGCUAUUUUUGUUCGGACUCAUUUGACAUCACCGGGACAAGGUGCGAUAAAAAGUGAUGAAUUCGGUAGAUCUGCAUUUUCGGGAUUCAUGAUUGGCUAAAGAAAGUCAGAAAUUUCAAUAUUUUAUUCAUGUAUGUUGUAAGGGAAAUUCAAAUAUUUAUAAAAGUCUUUAAGUUUUAUUCUAUAAUAGUCACAGAGAGACAACAGUUUUACUUGAAGCAGACUACACUACUGUCUCAGGUAAGGGAAGGGUUGGCGCCUUCAAACAUGUUUAAACCCGGCAAAUUCUUUAUGUUCCUGUCCUAGGUCAGUAGUAAACAAUAGGAACUAAAAAUAAAUAUGCAGAAAACAAAGGUUAUGAUAUUUUCAAAAGGUCGACUGUCAAAGAAUUUGAAUUUUGAGCCUGUAGUUCAAUGGUUGUUGUUGGUUCAUGUCUGUCAUAUUAAUUUUUUCGUAAAUUGUUUUGUUAUAAAUUAGGCCGUUAGUUUUCUCAAUCGAAUUGUUACAUAUUUUUCAUGUCGGGACCUUUUAUAGCCGACUCAUUGUUGAGGGCCAUACGGUUGCUUAUAAUGGCUUACAUCCAAUUCAUUUAAAUUUUGGUGGAUAGUUGUCUCAU
This is a messenger RNA of Mytilus californianus (California mussel), 1221 nucleotides long. RefSeq names its product complement C1q-like protein 4. Bases 1 to 705 code for a protein of 234 amino acids. Gene Ontology annotation, molecular function: protein binding. The transcript is spliced from 2 exons. Lineage: Eukaryota; Metazoa; Mollusca; Bivalvia; Mytilida; Mytilidae. The record is from RefSeq and is a predicted model, not a curated record.